ACUACCUGUCAGUUUCUGGACUGUCUCCGAGGUCCUAACACAUUAGAAAAGGUCCGAACAAUUCCGAACGAGGUCCGAACACAUUCCUAUCGAGAUCAAAGUGUUUCAAUCGAGGUCCGAACAAGGUCCGAACAAGGUCCGAACAAGGUCCGAACACGGUCCGAACACUGAUUCCGAACUGUGUAGGUCACGUGACCGAGGAGGUGUGGUUAUCAUGGUGGUUAUCGCUUUAGAGUGGCAGCCAUUAUUUUCCACCGCAUCACAACAGACUCGGGGAAAAAGAUGACUAACACAGGAAAGCCAGACAGCUACUGGAGGGACCUCUGCAUAAAAUAUGCCCAGGGCCAAUACCGCUUCUCGACUGGCAAACGGGCAGGGGCCAAGAAAUGGAAAAAGGCCUUGGAGAGCAUCGAUGCUUGCCCCCUGCAGAGCCAUAGUGCUAGUAAGGAUCUGUUCGGGAGAAGCCUUCAGUGCUCCUGUGGGUUCCACAAGGUAUGUGAAAUUAUUUUCCCCUGUGGGUUCCACAAGGUAAGUGAGUUAUUUACUGAUUGAUUGUUUACAGGUUUGCUUGUUUUUUCCUCUGGUGGGCUUCAGUAAUUUUGCAGUAAUGCCUGAUGUAUUUUAACAACUGGAGAAAACUAGUAGUGUAGGAUUCUUAGGUGUAUGUAGCAUGGCCCCUCUUUGUGUACCCUCCCCCAGCCAGCAGAUCUGUCAUCAGGAGCUGGGUCCAGGGAGGCAGGAGUAGUUGAGACAGAGGCAGGGCGGGACAGGAAGUACAGUGCUACGGGUGCAACCAGCUUGUGGAGGCAGCACAGUUUUCAGAGCACCUGUUUGACCACCAUACUCAGGAGCCGUGUGACACCUGUGGGGCCAAGGUGCAGGGUACUGUUGAUCUUUUGAACCAUAUUCAACAGGUUCACUAUGCAGGAUUCGUUAUGCCAUCAAUGCAAAAGCCAACAGUACAAACACCGAAGCCAACGCCAUCACCACCGAAGCACACACUACUACCACCGAUGCCAACGUCAUCUCUGCUCCCUCCUUCAAAUAGCUGUGCCACGCCACACCACACUGCAACUCCACCUAAACCAACUCCAGUAGUUUGGAAAGGUUUUCUUCCCGAUCAAUUUCGGAAAGUAAUCCAGGAAGCAGAUCAGGUGUGGAUUGCAAAGUGCCUAUAUGAGCCUACAGGUCAGCUGAAGCAGAAAUUUGAAGCCUGCUGGUUUCACCCCCCACUGGAGCCCAAACCCUCUCGUCCUGAGCCUGGGUGGUACCACCGGCAGUGGCUGUUCAUCUGGGCACCCAUGAGGAUGUGGGGGAUUUCCUUAAAAUGAACAGCUCCGGUAUAUAUAGAAAGGUCAGGGAGGUGAUUGAUGUGGAUAGCCGCUACUACCUAGUGGGAGGGGACUAUCCACGUUGCAGAAGGUGUUCGAACCCUUCACUCUUAGUCUGCCAAGGGAGCCAGGAUAUUCUCUCCCAGUUGGAUGUGGCACACAGGAGCCUGUUCCCCGCUGUCCUCACAACCCAGCUGGCUCUGGACAGGAAAGCUGUGACUUUCCUCAAGCCAAGGACCAGUGGAAACAGUUCCUCCUACGUCCAGUCUGCAAUGGAAGAAGCGCACAGUGAGGAGUGGGCACGGCAGACCAUCCGCUACCUCUCGGACUGUGAGCGCCACAAGAAGAUGGCUACCUUCAUCCCCUCUGCAGCUGUCUAUCUUCCUCCACCAACCUUCAGGCCCCUUCCACUUGCUCAAUGGAUGAGACGGUCCACUCGGACGACAUUCUCAGCCAUCUGGAUGAGAUGAAGGGAGUGAUCACUUCUACCUAUGGUAGAAUUCUGAAGAUGGAUUCAACAAAGAAGAUCACCAAGAAGCUGGCUGGCGGGAUCGGGGACAGUGCUGCAUGGAUAUCCAAUAUCGGAAACGAGUUUGGCCAGGUCCUGAACUCUGUUCUGACGUCGGGUGAAGGUGCAGGGUUGGAAGAGUUGUGCCAAGGCGUCGUCCCUCGGUACAAGAAUGCAGGCCAAGCUGAACCUGAGGCCAUCUAUGUCGACCGAGACUGCUGCAGCCAGUCAGGUGUGUCUUCAGUGGCUAAGCUGUUUCACCCAUGGAAAUCUGCAGUGCGCUUGGACAGCUUCCACUUUAUGAGACGCUUUAACUGCGGCCUCACAACAGAACACCACCAAAAAUGCACUCCUGCAUUUUUGCAUGGGACCAGGAGGAUGUGCAACGCCUGAAGGAGGCCAAGAGAGCAGAGUGGAAGAGCAGCCACAGCGGGCAUGCUCCCACUGAGGAACAGCUCAUGGCCGCCAUCAGUCCAGGCGAACUGAAGAGGCACUGCAGGAGGAGGACCCGUGGAGUGGAGGAGAUACGGGGCAUGAUUUCAGGGCUGCUGGAAUCAGUGUGGGAGCUGACAGACACUACAGGGCUGCGUCUGGUGAGCCAUGACAGCAUGCGCCAUGUCUGGGAAGUGCAGCAGAAGCUCCUGGAGUGCCUCCAAGACCCUGCAGGUGUUGCACUGUACACGAAGGUGGGGACACUCCAGAAGGGCGGCAAAGAGCUGGACAUCCUAAGGUGUGGUAGGGGGUCCUCCUCCCUGGAGAGUUUUCACCGACACCAGUGUGCUUUUAUUCCAGGCUGGCGGUGCAAUGCUGUUCAUACACAGAUGUACAUGCUGGAGGGAGUAUCGAGGUGGAACAUGGGCCGGGCCAAGGGGGCAGUAGAUGUGGAGGGGGCCUCAACCCUCAGAAGCUUCGAUGUCCGCUUGAUGUCCCAUCUUAGCAACUUGAGCCAGCGCGUUCUUGGUUCUACUCUACCAGAGUUCACUCCACCCGGGAAACCUACUAGCGAGGGCAUAGCAGUUGAGUAUUUAUUGGCCCAGACCAACAGAGGUGACCUGCUGGCUCCAAAUCAGGUCCCUGAGGUCUCCUCGCAGGUACUUGAGGAGGAGGAUGAGCCGGAUGACACCAUCAGCAUGACUGACAUUCUGUGUCAGUCAGCUGCGAUAGGGGCUGGUGAUCCUCCAGGUGCUGUGGUGGGUGACGCUGAACCCGGACCCUUCGUCACACAGACCAGCCAAUGUGACUCAAGGGCGUUGUGGGAUGGGAUGCGGUUGAUAACUUGGCAGGCUACCUAGUUGGCUUGAAUCGCACCAUCAGUGCCUUGUCAUUGAAGGAGGAAGCGGACAUAGUCCAGCUAUAUACAGCUCUCCAUGACAUGGACAAGAAGCAUUCAAGCUACACCCAGAAGGCUAGAAAGAAAGGACAGGCAUCAGGAGGACUAUCAUUUUGACUAUACAUGACUCACGGCCAAGCAGCCCAGGAUCCCGAACACCACAGGGUCACCACUGCCUCAGACACGCCAAGGAGUUUGAGCAGUCACGCUACAGGCCCAAGGACACGAGGGGGAAAACCCUGCCCAUCCCUCGGUCAAUUGUGAGCAUCUACAGCCACAUUAGACAGCUGCUGGAGGACAGCAGGUCCAGACGGCGCUGGCUCUGGUGCCGGUGAACAACACCACGGUCUCUGCAUGGCUGCUUAGGAGGGACAAGAGGAAGGACAGGAACAUGCUGCUGCAAGGCAAUGUCCUCCCUCAACAGCUAUACCUGGCCAAGGAUCCUCUCCCUUCAAUAAACACUCUCCCGGCUGCCCCUGUGCAACAUGCACAUGAGGGUCAGCCCAGCAAACGGAGGCUUUUGUGCGCCUUUGGGUGGCGCACAAACAUUUGUUUGCCGGUGGAAGGGAUAGUGCCACUAUCCAAUGUUGUAAAAUUAAUGCACAACCGAUCAUUUGCAAUGUUUGUAAUUUUUAAUGAACGUAUAUAAUUGUAUUUGAUAUGAUAUAAUUAUGUGUUCAAAGCACUGGUAGAUUGUAGGCAUAUAUGAAUGAAUGAGUCAGAUCAGUUAAAUAAUAUAUCCAAAUAAAUACACGUUUAUCAUCUUUCUUUGUCUUUUCCCCCCUGCAUAAUAGUAAUCAACCGUACUGUAAAUGUGAUGCAUGAAUUAAGUUCUCAGACAAUUUCACUUAGUUUUAUAAAAAUUGGAUUUUCCUUUUAAUAAAGACAAUUCGAUCAACCACAACAAAGCUUUUGUGACUUCCCCAAAGAGGCUCCAUGCGAAGGAGACAUGACCGCAUUCAUAACAGACAAAAGUCAAAUAAAUAUCGAUCAGCUUGAUUGCUGCCAUGUUUUAUUCAUAAGCGCACAUGUGUGUACAAGCGGACACGCAGUAUUAAAAACAGAAGCGCUUCCACACUACCAAGUCGUUCCCAAAGUCCGACGUUACAAACGCUAGGAAGCACUCGAGCUAGCAUUCUAGUCUCAUCUCCAUAGGACGCGACUAGCAAGGACGCGUCCUAGCAAGGCUGCAGCCUUCACUUUGGGAAACAGCCUAGGUAUCCUGCUCCGCCUUUGAAAAGUGAAAGCUCAGAUGCUCAGAUUCCGAAUUUGGCCCCAUAUGUCGUCAUAAGGGGCCAAGUUACCUCCCCUUUCUCUGCCUUGCUCACCCAGAGAAUUUGGCCCGCCAAUGAGACAAUGAGCUACGACCGUGCGAGCGCCACGUUUGUGUGUGUGAAUACACACACUGUAACGCAAGUGUUGUACACUUCUUUGUUAUUUGGAUAACCGUUCUUCUGUUUGUGUUAUGGCGCAUAACGUGUCGGUUUUUUGACGUCUGUUAUUUCCACAACGAGACUCUAGUUGGGGUUAUCUCAGCCAUGGUUGAGAUAACCCCAGAAGUUCAUGAACCACGACAUAGGAGAAAUGGAUUGUUGCCCGCGGUUGUCUCCCUCCGGAUAUAUGUUGAGUGAUUUUGUGCUACUUUCCGUAAAAGCGAACGGUGGAAUAAAUAUCUGUGAUAGGGGGCCAUGGUCGGACAUAAUAGUCUGUGGACAUAUGCAUGUUAUGAUUUUGUGAUUAUAAACAACCAAUGGGGGGAGUGGAUGGGACUCUACAUGAUGUUACAUUUUUCUUCGUAGAGGUAUUUGGUGUGUUUUUUAUUUUUAUCUUUUAGUUAAACCUAUAUGUGUGCCUUUUUAGAUCUAUGGUUGAUGAUUGCAUGACCUAUUUUUGAUUACUGUUUUCCUAAAUGUUGCAUGAGGUAUUUUUGAUUAUUAAUUUAGUGAUGAUUGUGUGACUACUGAUUUAGUGACGAUUGUGUGACUACUAAUUUAGUGAUGAUUAUAUGACAUGGUGAUUGUAUGUCUACUGCUUAGUUGUUGAGUGAGGCUUGUAGCCCACUGUGUAUUCCAUGUGACCCUCCGGCCUGCCUGAUUGUGCGGGUUGGUUGGUGGUUUUGAUGAUUGUUGCAUGGUAAUGUAGCCAUGAUAUUUUUGUGUUUUGCUUUAUACUAUUAUACUAUUAUCCUCAUCCUCAUCCUCAUCCGCUUAUCCGGGGUCGGGUCGCGGGGGGAGCAGCUCAAGCAGGGGGCCCCAGACUUCCCUUUCCCGGGCCACAUUGACCAGCUCUGACGGGGGGAUCCCGAGGCGUUCCCAGGCCAGUGUUGAGAUAUAAUCUCUCCACCUAGUCCUGGGUCUUCCCCGAGGUCUCCUCCCCACUGGACGUGCCUGAAACACCUCCCAAGGGAGGCGCCCAGUGGGCAUCAUUGCCAGAUGCCCGAACCACCUCAGCUGACUCCUUUCUAAGUAAAGGAGCAGCGGCUCUAAUCCGAGUUCCUCACGGAUGGCUGAGCUUCUCACCCUAUCCCUAAGGGAGACGCCAGCCACCCUUCUGAGAAAACUCAUCUCGGCCGCUUGUACCCGCGAUCUCGUCCUUUCGGUCAUCACCCAACCCUCAUGACCAUAGGUGAGGAUAGGAACGAAGAUCGACCGGUUGAUCGAGAGCUUUGCCUUGCAGCUCAGCUCUCUUUUCGUAACAACGGUGCAGUAAAGCGAACGCAAUAUCGCCCCCGCUGCUCCGAUUCUCCGGCCAAUCUCACGCUCCAUAGUACCCUCACUCGCGAACAAGACCCCGAGGUACUUGAACUCCUUCACUUGGGCUAAGGACUCAUUUCCUAUCCGGAGUAAGCAAUCCACCGGUUUCCUGUUAAGAGUCAUGGCCUCAGAUUUAGCGGUGCUGAUCCUCAUCCCAGCCGCUUCACACUCGGCCGCCAGCCGAUCCAGUGAGUGCUGAAGGUCACAGGCCGAUGAUCCAAUGAGGAUCCAAUAUUAUACUUUGAUACUUUUAUAUUGCUUGUAGGAUGGUCAUCUGAGAUGACCAAGGAGGGAAUUGUAACAUAAUUCACACACUCAUACCAAGGCCACAUAUGCCCUUGCCAAUUAAAAGAGGCUUCUUUCCCAUGCUAAGGAGGGAUCCGGAGCCUAGGGAGGCGUCCAGCUCAUAAAGGAGGCCAUUCAUCAUGUGUCAAUUCUAGAGAUACGAGCAGUCAAGAUGUUCGAGAGACCCAGACGCUCAAGGCCACAAGAACAAGUGUAAUUCCCACACAUAGCCACAAACAAAGUUGCAAUGCCAACACAUAGCCGCAAGGGACAGCAUAAAGACACAUACGGGUAUCCAGGGGGGCGGGAGUUCAGCACCAUGCUUAGCCAAUCAGAGCACAUAACUGAGUCCACGCCUGCCGAGUAGAUAAGUCACAACACAUAGCCCAGGGGCUAGAACGCUCCAGGUAACGCAUCCUUCAGAUGCCCUAUUAAUUGUAUCUCCACGCGUGCCCAUACAAUUCCCCUCCUUUUGCUUCAUAGAGACUGGGCAAAAACAUUACCAAAUAAUGUGAGUUAAAGCGAUCCUGAUUCGGCAGACUUUUUCCAAAAAGAACAAGGCAGCCUCGGCAUUGUGCACGUUCCAAAAGUCCGUGGGCCUCCCCCCUGCUCAUGGUGACCAAGGCUGAUGGCGGUUGGCGUCCCUGUAGUGAUUUCUAGGGCCAUAUGAAAUCCGUUUUAUUUUUUUCAAAAUUCCGUUUUAUUUUUUUCAAAAUUCCGUUUUUUCCGUUAUAAUUUUCAUUAAUUCAGUUUUUACACUUAAAAUCAUCAGAACGAGUGUCAAAUAAGUGCGAACUAAUACAAUUUAAUCAGAUAGAAGACUACUUUUAUUAAAACAUCACAACAUUGCACUGUUUUUAGUGCUUCAAAUAAAAACAUGACAUAAAUAUUAAAGUGCUUAUAAACUCUUUUUUUAUAAACUCAAAUUGUUGUUUGAAGGGGCGUGCCCUGGCUACGGCGUUCAUUGUUUUUCAUAUGGAUUUUGGACUUCAAGUGGUCAUCGCACGUAUCUUUGCGUUUCCAAUCGAUAGUAUGUUGACACAUUCUACAAAACACCUGAGUGAUGGAAGUGUUUUGGAUAUUGUUCGGCUCUGAAUUUGGGGUUAGAACCGAAUUACGGGCGCUUCAACUUCUUCUUCGGCUUCUUGUUAGGAGCGGGACCUAUUGUUUGCGUGGUGGACCAGGGAUUUUUUUUUAACAUUGUUGCGAGUGACUGCUAAACAUUCACUGACCUUAAUGUCACCUGUGUUGUUUCCCUUUUCCCUCGAAACUGAAUUUCACCAAAAUAAUGGCGAAUUCCGCUGCAUAUUGUAAAUGUGACGUCUGAUGUGCCUUGUCCCUGUUGCAUGUUAUAUGUGCUGAAGAACAGGAACCUGCUGGAAAUCAGUUAUUUUACUAAGACAGGCCCGUUUUAAAUUGUAACUUUGUUACUUUUAAUACUUUCCUGCUUAAUAAAAUAAUAAAAAAAAUAAAUUAAAAAAAUGUAUCAGUUGAUUCCGUUUGUAUUGUCCAAUUCCGUGAU
This is a messenger RNA of Gadus chalcogrammus (walleye pollock), 7729 nucleotides long. RefSeq lists its product as uncharacterized. The transcript is spliced from 11 exons. The coding region runs from base 2184 to 3131 and encodes 315 amino acids. Lineage: Eukaryota; Metazoa; Chordata; Actinopteri; Gadiformes; Gadidae. The record is from RefSeq and is a predicted model, not a curated record.